UGUAUAACGCUGAGCGUGGUAAAGUGUUGUAUGGAGAACAGCUAAGGUUGUCUUCAUUGUACACACUACAGAACAAACCCAAACUACUAGCUUUAGCAUUUAGCAAGGGUGAAUAUAAAUCGAGUUUAUCAACAUCUGCUUCCGGUGCGGGUUACAAAGGGGAGCCGUGAAAAGUAUGUUUGGAGCAGUGGUGGUGGGCAUUGGAAUCGCAGGUGGGGUGAGGAUCAGAGAUAUGUUGACUCCACUGCAAGGCAGCUCUGCUGAGAAACUCGCAGUCAGAGCAUUCAUAUCCAGAAGACGCCUGGAGAGUCAGCAAGGAGUUAGUCAGAUCUCCAAAGAGGAGGCUCUGAACAGAAGUGACAUUCAAGUGGCGUUCAUCUGCACCGAGAAUUUGUCACAUGAGGACAGUGUCAGAAUGUACUUGCAGGCAGGGAAACACGUUUGCGUGGAGUAUCCUAUGACGCUCAACUACAAGGCUGCCGUUGACCUCUGGAAUCUGGCUGAGGAAAAAGGUGUUAUUCUCCAUGAGGAACACAUCGAGCUUAUGUCUGAAGACUACAGGCAGCUGAAGCGAGAGGUCCAAGGAAACAUCCUGCAGAAAGGAAGUCUUCAUUUUACAGGCGGUGUUCUGAAGCCUGGAUUUGGUUUCUUGGCAUUCAGUGGCAUCGCUCGCCUCACCUGGUUGGUUGACUUGUUUGGGGAGCUUUCUGUAACAGCGGCAACCAUGGAGGAGGACUCUAGUAAAAACUACAGCAAGAUGACUGCCCAGCUACAAACUGCUGACAACAAACCGUUGACAUGGACGGAAGAACGGGGACCGGGCCUCCGAAGAACCAAGAAUAUCAACUUUCAAUUUGACUCUGGAACGCUGACACAAAUCCCUUCGUCACCCAGAGGAUCAGUGGGCCUCUUCAUGCAGGACUUGAUCCUCUUCUCCUCCAAGCUCACUGGACAAGUGACUCCAGAGGAUCUCCAGAAAGAGAAAUGGAGGGUUCUACACUGUUUGCAGCUUGCAGAGAGAGUACAACAACUGUGCCAGAAAUAAGUAGGUUUGACAGGUUGCAGUGUACUUUACGUCACCGUGCAUACAAGUUUCAUAUUUUGUCAGUAAAUUGAUAAGAAAUUAAGGUAGGCCGGUCAUGAUAAUGGAUAUAUCAGGGAAAAAAAACAGGUCAGUAAUUAUGAGCACUGGAUAAAUUGUCUCUGUGCUACACAGGCUGGAUGACAAGAGAGUUCACUCUGUGCAUUGCCUCUAUAUGAAAUCAACACUGAAGAGAGAGAGAGAAUCUUCUCAGCAUAAAGCCUCUUUUAUAACAGAAGGGAGUGGCUUGCCAUGAUUCAAAUUUAACAUAAUUCAUGAAAUAAAUUAGCAUUCUUAACAUUUCUGACAGCCCUAAAAUGUAACAAAAUACCACACAACAACAAAACACAUUCAUUCAUUUUCUAGCGCUUAUCCUCACGAGGGUCACAGGCGUGCUGGAGCCUAUCCCAGCUGUCUUCGGGCAAAAGGCGGGGUACACCCUGAACUGGUGGCCAGCCAAUCACAGGGCACAUGUAGACAAACAACCAUUCACACUCACAUUCAUACCCAUGGACAAUUUGGAGUGGCUAACAUUUUGGAAUGGGGGGAGGAAACCGGACAAAACACAUACAGCAGGGGUCUCAAACACGCGGCACGCGGGCCAGAUGUGGCCCGCAGGACACUAGUUUGAGACCCCCGCCUUGAUAUGAAAGUUUAAUGCUAGUGCGGCCCGUGCAAGUUUGAUAUGAUGCUGUAUGGUAUCAUGUACCCAGAAAAAAUUAUUACGUUUGAUUAAAGUUAAAGGUUAAAUAACUGUUAAUAGUUAUCCUCCCUAUCGUUCGAUUAGCAUAAUUGGUUUGGCAAAGUUUUUAUGUCGGAUGCCCUUCCUGACCCAACCCUAUGUAUUUAUCCAGGCUUGGGACUCGAUUCUAUUCUCACUAUUCAUUCUCAUAUCAAUAUUAUUGAUUUAUGGAUUGUUGCAACCACACCUGAAAAUACCAAUCUCAUUGUGCUUAUAUGGAUCCAGACACUAACAUCAUGGGUAUCAAUAUUAUUGAUAUUUCAAUCGAUGCGCUCAUCCGUAGACAGCAGUACAUUCGCACACAAAGUACACAGUAUACUUCAGUGAUGGAAGUAACAUUGCAAGUCAAAAAUUGCAUUAUACCAUUUGUGCAUUAUAUACAGUGGAACACAACCCAGAGAACUCGUUAUUUAUUGACAGUUACUAUGGAAUGAUAACAUUUUAAUGAAGAAUACAGGACCUCAAAGCACCAUUGCAACUACGUAUGACAGAUACCUGGAUGUUUUUACAUGCUUGAAUAGUGCUAAUAACUGACUAACUAACUGCUGUACGCAGCAUUCUGCUGUUCUGUACAUCUUACUUGAAACAUAAUCUAUUUAUUUUCAUUAUGCAGUGAUGUGCUGCAAAACAUUUUAAUACGAUGGUAUUACUGGAGUUAGCGCUGUUACAGGAACUUGUACCACAAAGCAAUGGAAUACUUGACAUGAAACAUAUUUAAUAAA
This is a messenger RNA of Doryrhamphus excisus (bluestripe pipefish), 2545 nucleotides long. RefSeq names its product biliverdin reductase A (gene blvra). Gene Ontology annotation, biological process: heme catabolic process. Gene Ontology annotation, molecular function: nucleotide binding; zinc ion binding; biliverdin reductase [NAD(P)H] activity. Lineage: Eukaryota; Metazoa; Chordata; Actinopteri; Syngnathiformes; Syngnathidae. The record is from RefSeq and is a predicted model, not a curated record. Gene Ontology annotation, cellular component: cytoplasm.